CAGAAGUGCAUGUGCGAAUCCGCGCUCGAUCGUCGGUUGCAUCGAAUCGUUUUUGUUUCUUCUCCACUAACAAGGCUGACCGAAAGCAAUUAGCUCGUUGUGGAUCAGGCCCGUAGUAUUUACAUCGGCGUGAGUUUAGUGAUUUCGUUCGUGAUCGCGAUCAGGAUUCAAAGCUAGAUCGAGUCUCACCCUCGGCAUCGGUAGGGUCCCAGACGAGAACGGAUGUUUACGCAACCCGCAGCUCUCGCACACACGCACGGCGGUUCGAUCGAGAGUUGUUGUCGCCGUCGUCGUCGCCGUUGCCCGCUAGACCUGAUUCGAACGGGGCGCGGAAGAAAGAAAUUGGAUUAUUCAGUUUUAUCGCGACUGUAAAUUUAAAUUUACGAUCAACUUUUAUGGAUUAUUUUAUCAGGAUCAUUUAAUUUGCUGAAAAAAGAGCGAAAGAAGUGAAAAGCAUCUGUGGAAAAGGUGAACCGGCGGCUGACAGUGUUUUUUUUUCUCGUUCCGAUGCGAUUGUUGUUAUUACGUGCGGUCUGACGAAUGCAGGCGCGAGGAAGAUAUGAAAAAGGACUCGGCCUGCCAUGGGAAAGAUGCGAAAAAUGUGAAGAAAAGAAAAUAAAAUGAUAAGUAAAUGAGAUAGUGUAAAGUGAAAUUUAUUCGCCUCUUUAAGCGUUGAUAAAAAGGUGAAGAAAAUGCAUCGAAAACAGCGAUAAACCGGAUCAAAACAAAGAGUCUUGAAUCAGCGGCCAUUGCUCAGAGAGACGGUGAAAAGAGAACCGCGAAACGAUCAUUUAAUCAGACAUGUCCAACGCAAAUACGCCGGUGUUUUGCAAAUUAGUUAUUGCUUCAACGAGUUCGUCAAUUUGAGAUCAACAACAAGUGAACUAGGAAGGCGGGUUACUGUCAGUGACCCCGGGCUUCAAAAUUGCCAACCUACGAAGAUGCGUUCCUCACCGGCCUUGCUGUCGGUCCUGUUUGGCACCAUAUUCGGUGUGCUCGGUGCAUCGCUGAGCAAAUCGUUGCUUUCCCAAGCUCCCGACGAGUGCCGGUGGUCCGGCUACAGUGAAGACGAUCUUACCCUUGUGUGUAGACUUAGAACUAUUAACAGUGAACUAGAGAAUACGAAUUUUAGUGUGCUUCAUCCGGAGAACACCGUACGACUGCGGUUGCAAUGCAACGACGGACUGUUUUUCCAAUCCAGCAUCAGCCCGGGUAGCUUCCGGCAGUUGUCCGAGCUGCGAUCGCUGUCGAUCGAUUAUUGUAAAAUAGCAAACCUAACCGAUGGUUCCUUCCGGGGUCUCAAGGAACUGACCAACCUGACCCUACGUACGCAUAACACCGAUUGGUCCUCGGUGAGCUUGGAGAUUUCACCUCACGUCUUCAACGCUGAGCUAUCGAAACUGGAGCGGUUAGAUCUCAGUCAAAACAACAUGUGGUCACUGCCGGAUGGCAUGAUCUGUCCGCUGACCAAGCUGCAGUAUUUGAAUCUAACGCAAAAUCGGAUACGGGAUCUUUCCGUGUUCCAUUUCAGUGCAUCGCUUAGCACUCGAUUGUCGAAAAAGUGUGGAGGAGCGAUCACGGUUCUCGACAUCUCCCACAAUAGUAUUGACAAUCUGCCACCGGCGAUCUUCUCCGGUUUGGGAAAACUCACCGAACUUCGACUGCAGAAUAAUGGACUGAACUUCAUCGCCGAUCGAGCCCUGGAAGGGUUAUUGUCUCUCUCGAAACUCGAUAUUUCCCUGAAUCGACUAACGAAUCUUCCCCCGGAACUGUUUUCCGAAGCGAAACACAUCAAGGAGAUCUACCUGCAGAACAACAGCAUCAACGUCCUAGCGCCGGGAAUCUUCAGCGAGCUACAGCAGCUUCUCGUACUGGAUCUGUCCAACAAUGAGCUCACCUCCGAGUGGAUCAAUUCGGCCACCUUCAAGGGACUAUCGCGGUUAAUUCUGCUGGAUUUGGCUAAUAACAAAAUAUCCAAACUGGAACCGGCCAUCUUCCGCGAUCUGUUCAGCCUGCAGAUUCUUCGGGUACAGGAUAAUUUCAUAGAAACGCUUAGCGAGAAUACGUUCGCGGAACUAGCAUCGCUGCAUACGCUGGUGAUAUCGAACAAUCGUCUGUCGAACAUCGAGUACUUCACCUUUCAGGGAUUGAGUCGUCUUUCUCUGCUGUCGCUGGAUUACAACCGGAUUUCCAGGAUCGAUCGAGUUGCGUUCAAAAAUCUAUCCACCCUGCAGGAUCUUCAUCUUAAUGGUAACAAAUUGCUGCAGGUUCCGGAUGCUCUGUACGAUGUACCACUACUUCGGACGCUGGAUCUUGGCGAAAACCACAUCAGCAACAUCGGAAAUGCUAGCUUUAAAGAUAUGGCUCACAUGUAUGGGUUGCGAUUGACAGAGAACAACAUCGAAGUGAUUCGAAAGGGUACGUUUGAUGCGAUGAAGUCGCUGCAGAUUUUGAACCUUUCCAAGAAUCGGUUGAAACGGGUGGAUCAGGCUUGUUUCGAUAAUAACACUAACCUGCAGGCGAUCCGGCUGGACGGGAAUUAUUUGACGGACAUUUCCGGUUUGUUUACCAAACUGCCGAAUCUGGUGUGGCUUAAUAUUUCCGACAAUCACCUGGAGCUGUUCGAUUAUGCGCUCAUUCCGACCGGGUUGCAGUGGUUGGACAUUCACGCGAAUAAGAUCGCCGAGCUGGGUAACUAUUUUGAGAUCGAGAGUCAGCUGGCGCUCAGUACGAUCGAUGCCAGCUCGAAUCAGCUGACGGAGAUCACGGGCAGUGCCAUUCCGAACAGUGUGGAGUUGUUGUAUCUGAACGAUAAUUUGAUUUCCAAGGUGCAGUCGUACACGUUUUUCAAGAAGCCGAAUUUGACGCGGGUGGAUUUGUUUGGGAAUAAAAUUACGACGUUGGAUCCGAAUGCGUUGCGGAUAUCGGCCGUGGCGGAUGAUAAGCAGCUGCCGGAGUUUUACAUCGGAGGCAAUCCGUAUCAGUGCGAUUGUAAUUUGAACUGGUUGCAGAAGAAUAAUGUGGAUUCGAGGACGCAGCCGAAGCUGAUGGAUUUGGACAGUAUUUACUGUAAGCUGUUGUAUAAUCGGGGACGGACGUAUGUUCCGCUGGUGGAAGCGUUGCCGAAUCAGUUUCUGUGCAAGUAUGAGACGCAUUGUUUCGCACUGUGUCACUGUUGUGAUUUCUAUGCGUGCGAUUGCAAGAUGGAGUGUCCGGCUAGGUGCACCUGCUACCACGAUCAGAGCUGGACGUCGAAUGUGGUGGAUUGCUCGAGGGCGGGGUAUGAUGAGAAGCUGCCCGACCAGAUACCGAUGGACUCGACGCAGAUCUAUUUGGAUGGGAAUAAUUUCAAGAUGUUGAACAGUCACGCUUUUUUGGGGCGGAAAAAGUUGAAGAUACUGUUUUUGAACAACAGCAACGUGGAGAUUAUUAGCAAUCGGACGUUCUAUGGGUUGAAGGAACUGGAAAUUUUACAGCUGGAUCACAAUCAGAUAACGGAGUUGAAUGGGUUCGAGUUUGUUGGGCUGGACCGGUUGAAGGAGUUGUUGUUGCAGUAUAAUAAAAUUACGGUGAUUGCGAACCACAGCUUCGAUCAUUUGCAUAGUUUGAAGAUAUUGCGACUUGAUCAUAACCGGAUAGUGGAGUUGAAUAUGUGGUAUCUGCCAAAGCAGCUGAGCGAUCUAAGAUUGUCAUCGAAUCCGUGGUCCUGCGAUUGUGAGUACUUGGAAAAAUUCCGCGAGUAUCUCAAGUUGUACGAUUUCGUGAAAGAUAAGCUGAAAAUUAAGUGUACGACGCUGACUAUCGGGUCGGGCAACGAGACUGCGCUGGCCAUAGGAGAAUCAGUGGUAAACGGAUCGGUUUCGAGCCCGGCAGUUACUGUCGGGCAACCUAUCGUUCCCCGGGGAACUUUGCUGGAAGCAAGUGGGGAGCCACAGUCCGGUGGUUUCUUGAUUUAUUUGGACAACAGUACGACACUGUGCAGCGGUGCGGUCCCACUCGAUAACAUCAUCAACGGAAACUUGACAUCACGCAAGACGGUGCUAUCGCCACCACCGAUCGAAGGCUAUAUCCCGCUGCUGGUGGCUGCACUGUGUGCAUUCUCGGCCAUCAUCAUACUGACGCUGAUUGUGUUUGUGUUUCGGCAAGAAAUGCGUGUUUGGUUUCAUUCACGCUUCGGCGUCCGGCUGUUCUACCGGAAUGCUGAUAUGGACAAAAACGAACGGGACAAGCUGUUCGAUGCUUUCGUGUCGUACAGCUCCAAAGAUGAGGCUUUCGUGGCGGAAGAACUAGCUCCGAUGCUGGAAAACGGCGAUCCUGCUUACAAGUUGUGCCUGCAUUAUCGGGACUUUCCCGUAGGGGCCUACAUUGCGGAUACGAUCAUUCAGGCGGUGGAAUCAUCCCGAAGGACCAUUAUGGUGCUGUCGGAAAAUUUCAUCAAAUCCGAGUGGUGCCGGUUUGAGUUUAAAUCUGCCCACCACCAGGUGCUACGUGAUCGACGGAGAAGACUGAUAGUGAUUCUGCUGGGGGAAGUUCCCCAGAAAGAUCUAGAUCCGGAUAUUCGGUUGUAUCUUAAAACCAACACCUAUCUGCAGUGGGGUGACAAACUGUUCUGGGAAAAACUUCGAUUUGCGCUACCGGAUGUGCCGAACAAUCAGCGGAGGAGGCAGCAGCAAACGAUCAACAUGACGCAUUCCAGCAUCCGGAACAACUAUCAGCUGACUCGUACACCAAAUAAUAGAAACAACACCAACAAUCAGUUGAUCAUGCUUCAACAACAGCAACAACAGCCACCGCAGCCAGAUCCAAGGGUAGCAGGUCUACGGCAGCAGGAUCAUUCGUCACUGCAGCAGCAACCACUUCCGCUACCGGGGCUCGCUCAGCAACCGCAGCCACCGCAAUUAAUUCAGCAUCAGCGGCAACAGGAGCUACAGCACCAGCAGCAACAACAGCAGCAGCAACGAGGAGGCACCAAUGCCUCACCACGCACCGUGGGGAUCCACAUAUGACCCCAUCAGUCUUCAGUGUGAUAGGAACCCUGUAUAGAAUGACACGAACUGAUUAGCAAAAUUUAGAAUUUUCCCGAACGAAAAACAAAUGUGAUAUUUAACGCUUAAGUCAUUAAAUUAUAAAGCCGUACUGGAAGCGCCCGAGCGCCUGUAAAUAGUGACUCCCUAGCCCUAAGUUCAACUCCAUAAACAAGGUGCAAUUCUAUUCUCUCUUUUGACCCCUUUUGAAUAAGGAGGGGGGUCUGCAAACGGCCAAGUGCGAGUGACAUUGCUUCAGUAGGAAAAGAAAAACAACAAGUGAACCAUCGACCCCCGGCUGAGCUGCCAAACCACCAACCGUAUAUGUGCGAGUGUUUGUGUGCGUUCCUGUGAAGCAUUGUUUUCAUGCUAGUGAUAUUGCCUUUCUCUUCAACUCUUCAUCCCAUCGACUAUGACAGUGGGGUAGCAAAAAAAAGAGUAGUUCAAUACGGUCGAGCAGCAGCAGAAAAAAAAGAAAAUUAAUGAAGUUCAAGUUACAUACAGCAGCAGUCAGUACACAUAACGAAAAAAAUAAAAUAGCCAGCAUAAAAACAACAUAUGUUAACACACAAAAGAAAUCCAACCGGGAAUGACAAACACAAAUCAAAUGCAGAUUCAAGUGGUACAACUCUCGACACUGCAACCGGCCGUCAAUCGUAACCUAGUGAGCGAAGUUUGAAGAAAACGAAAAAAAUGGCAGUGUUGAAAAAUAGUGCCGUUCAUAGUUUGUCUGCACAGGUCACUUUUUUCCCAUCUCGGAAAUAAUUGUUACAUCGAUAAAGAAGCCCUCUCCCGGCAGUAAUGACAGUGCCUCUCUCUCUCCCCUCUCUCCGGUUCACUACAGUGUGGAUAAAAAUAAAUGAAAAAUGUUGUUCGUUCGGGUUGUCGAGCGGACUCAACAUCGGCCAGAAGAAAAAGUGCAACUAUUAUCCGAUGCUGCGGUCUACGGGGCAAACAAAAAGAAGAAGACGAAAAAAGAAGAAGAUUCAACCGGCCGCGUGAUCGCAAUUUAAUAAUGAUAGUGACAUUCCCCGGAGUCGUUACGCUCUCGGGGCGUGUCGCGUCCACUACCGCUAGGAUUCGCGCGACCAGUUGACACACCACCCCAACCAAACCCCGGCACCAGCUCCUAGUUGUGCAGCUUUAUUACACGAUCAUCAGCAUAAUCAACGUUUAUUAUACAAUAUGUGUAUAUACGCGUGAGAUCGACCUGUGGUCCCUUGAGCAACCGCAGCAGCAGCAGCAGCAGCAGCAGACGGUGGGUUCCUGCGACAGUGUGUGACCACGAACGGUCAACAAUUACCACCGCACCACUUCACCACCACCACCAUCACCAACCAACCAACAAAGCAGGCCUGUUGCGAUCCCGGGAAUGUUAUACAACAACACCAUGCAAUGCAGUGCAGCACACAUUCAGAACCGAAUCGACCGGGUUGUCGUAUUUUUUUUUCGCUUCUACGGCAGCAGCUACCAGCUUCAAGAUCAGGUCGCCGGAGCAGGGUUGUUCGGAGCAAGGUUUCUUCUUGUAUUUUUCAUUUAUUUUUGCACUUAUUACUGUUAUUAUUUAUAUGUGAGCCCUCGCGGUCCGGUACAACCAAGCAAGCGGCAGGGCACGACGACAGCAAGGACAGAAAGAAGAUACUGUUUUAAGGCUUUUAUGAGGGAAAAAUGUGUUCGUAUCAUGCAACAGCUUAGUAUGAAUCUUUGCGGUUUCAGACCAACCAGAAGGCACACCGAAGAAGAGCUAUUUAGGAGACAAUAUUAAAAUUAUCAUCUUUCCAGCGUCUGCACGUACAUUCGCUGGAGCCGAAGAUAUGUUUUUUUUUUCACCCUGCUUUGAUUUUGCCUUUUCCCUCCCCAUUUGGGUGUUUGUGUGUCUGAUCGAGUUCUUUGCACUCCCUGGAGUGCCAUCUGGGGUCUUUCGCGAUGCCAGUCCCAUUAGGGGAAAUUUCGUGCAACGGUUCUGCAUGCAAAUGGGGUAGCCUUUUAGAGCCGGUCACCGAUAGCCUUCUAUUAUCCAAUUAGACGUUCGUUUAGGGAAUGGCAUGGCUUUUGGGAAACGGUUGAAAUUAUGUUCGGAACAACCGCUAUUACCUCUGUCACAUAAAUUAAUUUCACCUAAGAGUCAAAAAAACAGAAUAGGCAAAUUCGACAACAAAAUCGUUUAAAAACAUGAAAACCCAAAUUCGAUCACAUAAACCGUCUGCUCCAUGUAGUAAACGAAAGACUUCAAAUUAAAGCGAGGAACCCCAUACAAGCUCCGCAAGAAAAGAUUCAACACUUUCAGAGGAACAAGUCCAACUCGAAUUUGAAUUCAACUGAGUUCUUGAAUAAGUAUAAAACUGAUUGUUUAAAAUCAAUCACUAUUAACUAGCUUGUCAAGAAGAUUGAUUCUUGAAACUAACAAUAAAACAAAACUUUCAAUAUACAGAAAUCAACCCGUUACUGAUAGUUGCAGCUGGUUGAAAUGAGAGAGGCGUAAUAAGCACCGAAAAGACACAAAAACAAAAAAUUGUAUAAAUUGUAAAAAAUUACCAAAGCAAAAUCAUCGUUCAAAGUGACUCAUUUAGGCACACGUUUGGAAAUUCGAUCCUGGAAAAAUCCAUUGUACAUAAAGAAAAAAAUCUCUAGUGACUUAUGUAAAUAGAUGUAAAUUUGUUGAUACUCGAUUGUGAGAGCAGAGUGGCUACGAAGCAAAACAUACGCCAACACUGUUUGUGUGAUAAUUUAACAAAUCUAGACCCGUUCUUAACUUGCUUGCCUAAGUUACAGAAACAAGAAGAAGAUGCGUUAUUAUUGACUGACCAGCACUAGAAAUUCGGCUAGGAAUACUGUUAGGAUUUAUAAAUAAAUUGACAUUUAAAACAAA
Topomyia yanbarensis is the source of this 7893-nucleotide messenger RNA. It is a transcript of the gene Tollo, whose product is annotated as toll-like receptor Tollo. The transcript has a single exon. The record is from RefSeq and is a predicted model, not a curated record. NCBI's taxonomy places the organism in Eukaryota, Metazoa, Arthropoda, Insecta, Diptera, Culicidae. Gene Ontology annotation, cellular component: extracellular matrix. The coding region runs from base 942 to 5006 and encodes 1354 amino acids. Gene Ontology annotation, biological process: signal transduction. Gene Ontology annotation, molecular function: protein binding.